GGCACUAACUUAAGCAGUAAACACCAAUCGAGACAUUCAAUCCGAAUGGCCAAGACUGUCACAAGAAUUAACGGGCUGUGGCAGGCACUGCUGCUACUGUCGACUGCAGCCGGGAUUAGCCAGCAGGCGUCCAUCCGUGMGGAGCGAGCCAGCGAGGACUUCUAUACUGCCGCCGUUGUGGAGUUUAGUCAGGCUGAUGGGACCGAUCUGACGGCGAAUCUGGCGGAUAACUUGGCGGGGUAUCUGGAGCUCAUCAACUCGCCCAAUGCCACUGGGGCGGAUAUCAUGGUCUUCCCUGAGAUGACACUCAAUAGCGUGAAUUCACUUACAUAUGUGCCUCCACCCGAGAAAAAUGCAACUCCCUGUCUGGACGAUCCCUCGGCCGAAUACUAUCAUCCCUUCUUUGUGGAGAUCUCCUGCGCCGCUCGUAAAGUCAAGAGAUACAUUGUGAUCAACAUCAAUGAGAAACAGCUCUGCUCCGAUACGCCCGAGGACACUCGUCCUUGCGCCUCAAAUGGACACAAUAUCUUCAAUACGAACGUGGUCUUCGACCGGAAUGGAACUGUUGUCUCCAGAUACCGCAAGGUUCAUCUGUAUGGCGAGCCAAGGAACAGCACUUUCGUGCCGGAGUCGGUGAGCUUUGACACGGACUUCAAUGUGACCUUCGGCCAUUUCAUUUGCUUCGAUAUCCUGUUCUACGCCCCAGCCCAUGAGCUGCGUCUGACGCAGGACAUUCGGGACUUUGUCUUUCCUACUAUGUGGUUUUCUCAGCUACCUUUUCUCACAGCUGUUCAAGUUCAGCUGGGCUGGUCCUAUGCCAAUGAUGUGAAUCUUUUAGCUGCAGGCUCCAGUCACACGGAGUAUGGCAGUACUGGAACAGGAAUCUUUAAUGGACGGAAGGGAACCAUCACCAGCGUAAUGAAGCUGGAUGAAGGCGAGCGUCGCAUCUAUGUGGCCCAGGUGCCCAAGUAUCCCAGCUCGGCUGCUACGUCACAUCGACGUGUCUCGACUCAGAGACAGAAGCAGCGACUUGGGCAGAGUCUGGAGCAGAGGGUUCUAGCUCGAAGCAGCUCAGGCUUCAAGAUGAAGCGAGACGAGAAUCUGGAGCUGUACGAAAGCGUAUGGCUGCAGCAGGAGCGUAAUGUGACACAGGAUGUUUGCCAUGGAGGGCUGUGCUGCCACUUCGAGCUGGAGUGGAGCCCAGUGCAGGCAGGAGGAAGUCCUGAGAGCGMUUUUGGCUAUCGAGUGGGCGCGUUCGAUGGCUGGCGCAAUGAGCAGGAUGUGGAUAAUAACUAUGUGCGCAACUGCGGCAUCUUCGCCUGCAGCGGACCCAACAUUGAGGAUUGUGGCCUGCUGCUGAAUGCGACGGAAUCAAAUCGCAACUUCAGCCGAUUGCUCAUUGAGGCCAACUAUCCGAAGUCUCACGAGUUUCUGCUGACGCCGAACAGUGUGAGGGACAAUCUGCUGCCACUCGAGCCAUCGCAGUUCGAGUGGUCUGUCCAGGAGGAGGAGAAGAGCCAUCUGUUGAGUGUUCGCUUCGCACUGGCUGAAGGCAAGUCCCUCUCCAACAUGUUGACAUUCGCAAUCUAUGGGAAUUACUACGAUGAUAUUUGCACCUAUGGCAUUGACUCCCCGGAGAAGGAUAUUCAAUGCGGCUAUAAGCCCGCUGACGAUGGGGCAGCCGACUUGCGAUUUGGUGGCAACUGGUUCUAUAUGCUUAGCAUUGUGCUCUUUAUAGUUAGCCUUAGUAAUUAGAAGGAAUCUUUUUUG
This is a messenger RNA of Drosophila arizonae, 1770 nucleotides long. RefSeq names its product vanin-like protein 1. Lineage: Eukaryota; Metazoa; Arthropoda; Insecta; Diptera; Drosophilidae. The record is from RefSeq and is a predicted model, not a curated record. Gene Ontology annotation, molecular function: hydrolase activity, acting on carbon-nitrogen (but not peptide) bonds, in linear amides.